AUUCACACGGCCAUUGAAAAUGACAGUUUCAUCAAUUUUAAAUAAGCUAAACAUUGGUCACCUAUCUGUUUUUGAUAUAGAUAUUUUAUUCAUUGCUGAAAAAAUAUGCAAUUCCAAGAAUUAUGAUCUACAACUGAGUAGCCCUAUCGAUCUUGUGACGUAUUGUGUUUGUGUCAAGCGGCCUGCUAACGAAAUCGACCAGCAGGAGGAAGAGGAGGUCAGAGGGAGAAUGAUCGGCGUAUUUCACGGGAAAAGUGGAAAGCUUUAGGCUAACAACCAGGGAAGUACUAUGUCAUUAUAUUGUUGUGCCUUACGAUGUCCGAGAUAUGAGUUUAAACAACAAUAUUGAAAUGAACCCGACGAGUUAUAGGUACCUGGUGGUCGAUUUCAUAAAUUACCGGCUGAGCCGACAUGGUUAUACGUGGGAUAACUGUCCACCUUUGGAAGCUCGAACAAAUAAUGUUCACAGAACUUUACGAGCUCUUGGUGAUGAAUUUGAAGAGCGGUUUAGGACUCAAUUUGACGACAUGGUGAACCAGUUACAUAUUACGCCGAAUACAGCGUAUCCGACCUUCCAUCAGGUGGUUCAAGAGCUGUUUAUUGAUGGUGUAAAUUGGGGUCGAAUCGUAGCUUUAUUCGGAUUCGGAGGUGCAAUAGCUGUAGACUGCGUUAAUAAAGGAAUGCCACAUUUAGUUGAUUCUAUCGUGGAAUGGGUAUCAACAUAUGUAGAAAAUAAUCUGGACCAAUGGGUUACUACGAGUGGAGGAUGGGAUGGUUUCGUGGAAUUCUAUGAGAAUGGAAACGCACGACGAAGGGAAAGCCCAUGGGACAACAUAUCUGGUGUCAUUAAGUAUGGCAUGCUGGGGGCAAUCGGCGCUGUGGCCCUCGGGGCAAUUCUUACACAGAGGACGUGAGAAACAAACUGGCCGGACCAGUUUCCAUAGCAACAUUUAAAAGUGAAAAUAAUGUGUAUAAGAAAAAAGCAGCACGGAAAAUUUCGUGUGAAAUGAAGUGACAAUUAUUUACCAGUAAAUGGUAUUAGCUAAUUCUUAUGGAUACACGUUGUCAUGGUUAUAAGUGUCAGUGCUCAUGUGACGCGUACAUCAAGUGCCGAUGGCUGCGUUACAAUGCUACACGGAAUGCCAUUGGUUGAACUUUCCGUUUUGUCUACCGUUGAAUGAUUUGAUUGGUUGAUAAAGGAUGUUAACCUUUGAACUGAAUUAUUGGCAGCAAAUAAUUUUGAUGUUACUAUCAAAAUGGAUGUAUGGAUUAUUUUUAAUGUUUUAUGUAUUUAGGAAAAGUAAAAUAUGAAUGUUGAAAUACAGAUUAUAUAUAACGGCAUCGGUGACUACCCUCAGCGAUGUGAACGUCUGCGAGGAAAAGAAAAUUCCACUGUCUUCUGCUUCGCGGAAUGGAUGAAGAUACAAGGAACCUCUAGCUAUGUUUUAUUAUUUCGAAGUACCAAAACAUGUUAAAGCAAUGAAAACAAUAUUCAACAUUACCCAAGAGAUUAUGACAUAAUGAAAGUAUUGAAAGAAUAAAAUGAAAAAAAGAUAUUUAUUUAUUUUUGGUUUUGCAGAACAGAGUGAUCGUUGUUGUGAGUUUCUUCAUCGCGAUUGGUUCAAGCGGCAGUUGCCAUUCUCAAAAGGUGAUUGUAUCUUACGUAGUUGUAAUCUAUAGAUCAUAUUUCAAUAGAUAAACAACUAAUAUUUGUGUAAAAAAUCUGUGGAUAAAUGGCUAAAUAUUCUCAAUUCAGGUUGCCUUUUUGACCAAAGUUAAAAUCUGUCUGUUAUUUCAUGUUAGUACACACCUUUCAAUGUCAUUUUGCAUGAGUUUGUUUACUUGUUUUAGUUUGACUUUCAAUACCUCCCAUAUAUAUUGUUUUCAUUACUUUCAGCAUAUGUGUUUCAGUUUUGUGUUUUGAUCAGCUGCUGCAAAACAGUUGAUACCGAGGUUGUUUAAUUUGUUGACACAAAAACGUGUGCAAGUGUGUGUAUUUGUGCAUGGGAGUGCGAGUGUGUGCGGAAAUGAUGUCUUGAAUUGUUCGAAUGUAACAGUUUAAGCCUGUAGAUUGUUAUAUAUAGAAGUCAAUUGUAACUGUCACUUUCAUUAACGUUAUUUUUAACUAUGGAAUCCACUAAACAAAUGAAUCGUGUUCACAAUUUCAUUGUCUUUCUUAGCUUUUUGAAAUGUACAUGUAUCAAUGAAGUUAUGUGUACUUCCGCAACUUUUUGUGUACGUGUCCAUUAAUUUGGUCUCUAGGCAUUUAAAGUUCUGUUAUAAAUUUUCAGUAUAUUCCAACAUAAACGUGUUAACGUUUGAAAUACCAAGAACAAAAUCUAAAACAAAAUCGAUGAGGCAGCCUUAGUUUGGAUGACUACAGCGAUGCCGUAUAUACCUGUGGAUCUAUUUAUGUUUAGGUAUAGUGAAUUCCAAAGUUCAUCAACUUCUGGCAAAAUAUAGAUUUAUAUAAAGCGUAACUUUGUACUGAAAUAUUCUAUUUAUUAUUAAAUCUUUUCAAAUAAUUAGGGUACAAAAUGUAUGUAAAAUGUGCUGAUAAAUGAUUUUUAACGAUUUUUACACACUUAGUAGUAAAGUCGUUGAUUGUUGUGUCGUUUCUUCUAAACGUGUUUGAUCAAGACGAAUUAUUGUCAAAGGAUUGUAAAAAGCACACCUGUACAACUAUAUAAAACGUACGACGUACUUAGAUUCUUCUGUGACCCUUUUUUUGGUUCUUACUCUGGGAUCUGCUUGUUGUGUAUUAUGUAUGUGCGAGCUUUCUUUGUGAGUUAACGUUAAUAACGAAGGGACCAGUGGUUGAAGGAAUAUAGUCUAAUUCUUGUUAGCAGGCCUAGGUCAUAUUUAAUCUACAGAGAUAUCGUCUUUUCAUGAUUCAGAGUUGUCUGCUCUUGUGAGAAGGUAGUGAUUGUUACGUCAUUAGUUUCCGUGAGAAAAUUACGUCAUUUAUUCACAAAUUCUGACGUAACAAUCGAUUCCUGCGCAUACUCAUAAGAGCAGAUAACGCUGCAUUACAAACAGACGGAAUACAUUGUUGAUGAUGGCGUAUAUCUAGAUAUUAUUUAAUUUUCAGAAAUGAAGAGCUUGAUUGAUAAAUAUGUUUAGUACAUAUAUACAGCGGCGGUAAAUGUUUGGGAGAAGUUGCAUUUUGUCAUCAGUUUUAAAGAAUUCAAAUUAUUUAUGAACAACAUCAUUAAGAAUCUUUUCCUCUUAAUGAUGACGCUCCAGAUAUACAUCAAAGUGAUUUAUGCUGUCGAUACAUGUGUACAAAUUGACGUGAAAGUGAUAUUUGGAUUAUUGAGGUAAAUGCAUAUAACGUGUCAUCGUUAAUUAUGAGUCAGUAACAUAGAUAUCUAGAAAUACUCAGUAUACUAGCACGUGUGCCCUCUCUGAUCUAUCGGUAAUGAGCCCUGCGUGUAUAUGUAAGAGGAGAAAAUUGGCAGGAAUCUGGUAUGUCCUAUCUGGCAAGCAUGUAUCACUUAAACUUCCCACAGCGCAGUGGCUUCAUUACAUCAUUUCGGGCAAGGAAAUAUUCCGAAGGAAUUUUGUACGGUAAUAAUGUACUUUUGAGUACCGCUCAUUGUAAAUACUUGAGCUACAGCUCAUGUUUAUUUACACUUGUUCCAUUCGGUGUUGGUGAGGCAAAAUAUGAAAAUCUGAAAUAAUAUUUAUAAAGUUAAGUAUAGAAUUGUUUUAUUAGCUUUAUCUUUAUUUAGAUUUAUGAAGCGACCUUUAGGCUUGUCUAAUUAAAAUCAGCAUUUUGGUUUUCCUAAAUUUAAAUGAUACGAUUAUUGUAAGGUAAUCAGCUACAUUAUGGUAUUGUUUAACGUUUUCACUGAUAUAAAGAUAAACAAACAUGUUUCUGAAACUUCAUUCUUUGACGUCACCAUAUAAGAUCUUCACGAAGUCGUAGCAAUGAGAUUUGUUGUGACUGACACACACAUGCAACCAUUUCAUUUCAUGAUCCUAUCUGUCCUGUAAUAAAUCAACACGUUCAUUGUAAGGAAUUGAAUUAAGUCAAAUAUUAAAAGUUAACAGUUAUCAUGAUACCAGUUUCAAUUCCGGAACGUAUGCAACAACAAUCCAAUUUUGUUUUCGGAACAUUUAUGAAAUAAAUGGAGUGUUCGUUCAGUCUUUUCUCUUCUGACGAGUUUGCAAGAUCAAGUUAAUAUCUUGAUGGUUUUUAAGUGCUGUCUAUAGCGGCUAACUUUAUAUAUUAUGCUAUUUAAAGCUUCUUUUUUUGGCACAGCUUUGAAAACUUGACAUAUGUUUAAUUAAUAUGUGAGUUUUGGCGUGAAAAAUACCUAUUACCCUUUUUAGGGUCAAUUUCAUUAUUGAAAUAAUAUAUAGAUUAAGAUUUAUAUAGGCGUAAAUCAUACGUUAUUUUGUAGUGUUUGGAUUUAGAAGGUAAAGAAGGAGGAAAAGAACACUGAAAUGUUUGCUGGCGAUUGGAAACCAAGUUGGAUAAUAAUUUUGUUGUAAUUUAGCAGAACUCGCUUUGCUGAAACUUGUAUUUAGUAAAAUUGAAACAUAGUCGUCUGAUUCAUAGAGUAUAGAUGUUUUGAGUUUUCUUUUGAUUUCUUUGCCAUUAAAUAUUAUUGUCAUUAUAUUUCAUAUUGUCGGUUACUUUAUCCAAAAUUGUUACUUGAAAAUCCGAGUUUUUGUAUAUAAUUUGAAUUAUUUAUUUUCUCUUAAUCAUUCGAUUGAUAGUCAUCCAUGAAGGUUGAAAUAAUCACUUGUAUUGUAAAUGGGACCAGUUUUGGUAAAUGAGACCUUUUGCUAAUCAUUCAAUAUAACUGAGAGGAGAGAUUGCAUAUAUAUAUGUGUACACGUACAUUUUAGUUGGUCACAUGACCUCCCACUGUCCUCUUCGAGUUCUGUCAAAUCUGAAAAUGAAAUAUGACUUUUAGAUAACUAUUGAUAACCCGAAGCGGCUAUUAUGUAUUUUAUUGUCAGUUUCAAUAAUAAAGGUAUUGUUAUUUCAUUUUUUACUCAUUCUUCUUGCUGCGUAUGGACUUUUAGAAAUAUACACCUCUCUGAAUUUAUGUAACUGAAUUAAUACAUUAUUGUUGUCUGCAUAAAGCUACAUGUCUGUUGAAAUUGGUAUUUCUAUUCAUUCUCCACAAUGAUUUAAGUCUAAAAGUUAACUUGAUAUAUUUCAGUACAUAUUAUUUUUGUGCAAUUAUUCCAUUGUUGGAGUAUAAAAUUUUACAUUGUGUACGGCAUAUUGAUACAUUGUACUGAUGCCACUACAAGUCUAUUGUACACUAAGAUUGUAGAUUGCCCACACGUCAAGACAUAUUGUGUGCUUUUAUUGAAUUUGCUUAAUUAUUCGAAAACUUAAUAAUCUUUGAAAUAAAGUGUGAACUCAAGCGAAUUCAUUUACGCACAAGUACUGUUCGUAAUGAAAGUAAAUACGUGGUACUUGGGGAAUUAUUGACAAUGCUAGUAUAUCUGGUUCUUGAUGAAAUUUUUAUUUCACAAGUGUCUAAGUUUUAUAAGUGGUGGAUGAGAAAAGUAAGCUUUCAUUUGUUUUGGGUAUCAUGUUAAUACAAAAAUCCAAUUUAUGAAAUCGAAUAGUUCUGAACAUAUUCUUUAGAAGAUACGUUACGUUCAAUAUGUUUUUUGACCGGAUUAGAUAAACGGAAGAUUUAGCUUCUGACCUAUAUACAAUGUAAUACUACAUCCGUGUCCAUGGUCUACAGUGUAAUACUACAUCCGUAUCUACGGUGCACAGUGUAAUACUACAUCCGUAUCUACGGUGUACAAUGUAAUACUACAUCCGUAUCUACGGUGUACAGUGUAUUAUUACAUCCGUAUCUACGGUGUACAGUGUAAUACUGCAUCCGUGUCCAUGGUCUACAAUGUAAUACUACAUCCGUGUCCAUGGUCAACAAUGUAAUACUACAUCCGUGUCCAUGGUCUACAAUGUAAUACUACAUCCGUGUCCAUGGUCAACAAUGUAAUACUUCACCCGUAUCUACUCUGUACACUUAUUCUACAUCCGUAUCUACAGUGCACAGUGUAAUACUACAUCCGUAUUUACGGUGCACAGUGUAAUACUACAUCCGUAUUUACGGUGUACAGUGUAAUACUACAUCCGUAUUUACGGUGUACGGUGUAAUACUACAUCCGUAUUUACGGUGUAUAAUGUAAUACUACAUCCGUAUCUACGAUGUACAGUGUAAUACUAGUACUACAUCCCUGUUUAAGGUCUCCUUAACCAAACUGAUCCUUGUAUUUGUUGACUCGUGUUAGGAUUGUAUAUUGUCAGUUGAUAGUGUUUUAAGGGUGCUAUAUUGUUUAUCCGUCAUUGACUCCUGAGUUCAUGCGUUCGCUUUGUUGUGAUUCGCUAUAUCUAUAUAAGGAGCUAUCUCCGCCUCUUGUUGUUGAAUCUGUCUUAUUGUCUGUAUACUACGUCUCGCAUAUUGAGUUUCAAGGAUAUAAUCAUUUUUUCUGACUCUUGUUUCAGAUACAUAUUUCUUAAAACUGUAAAGAAUGUUUUUAUUUGUGAUUCCAAUUUUUGCGGUUUUACUAAAAAUAAUUUGUGGAAUUCAUGAAACCGAUCGCAAAAUUUCUUCGUUUUUUUUUUUUUUUUUUUAACGUAUCGGUUUUUUCUCGAUUCUGUUUUCUAAUAACAGAACCAUUUGAAAAUGACAACUGUUUCUGUACAAACUUACUUGAUAGAAACGCUGUGCGUAUACAUUAUUUCUUAUUUUAUAGAAAUAGAUGGAAUAUUUAAUGAGAUGUGUUUCAUAUAUUAAUAAGGUAAUGAUUCUGGGUUGUGUUUUCAUUCUUAAUCUCAUGAAAUCAUUUAAGUGCAAAGGAACACUGGAAACCGUUAUAUUUUCUUUUUAAAAUAGAAGUACGUGUAUGUGGAUGGUGAAAUCUAAAUUGGAAGAAAGACAUACCUGAUAUUUACAUGUAUAUAUAGUAUGGGAUAAAUAUUGGUCAUCAAAACUCAAAUAGUUAAAUAUUCAUUACAAAAUACAGUUGUUGAAUAUACCAUUCUUUUGUUACUUUGCGCGAUGAUAUUGUAUAUGAAUAAAUGAACUAAAUUCUGUAAAA
This is a messenger RNA of Pecten maximus, 7086 nucleotides long. Its product is annotated as bcl-2-like protein 2. Gene Ontology annotation, molecular function: protein homodimerization activity; protein heterodimerization activity. The transcript is spliced from 2 exons. The coding region runs from base 327 to 914 and encodes 195 amino acids. Gene Ontology annotation, cellular component: mitochondrial outer membrane. Lineage: Eukaryota; Metazoa; Mollusca; Bivalvia; Pectinida; Pectinidae. Gene Ontology annotation, biological process: extrinsic apoptotic signaling pathway in absence of ligand; negative regulation of intrinsic apoptotic signaling pathway; intrinsic apoptotic signaling pathway in response to DNA damage. The record is from RefSeq and is a predicted model, not a curated record.